Messenger RNA from Miscanthus lutarioriparius, 576 nucleotides. The record is from the annotation of a GenBank genome assembly. NCBI's taxonomy places the organism in Eukaryota, Viridiplantae, Streptophyta, Magnoliopsida, Poales, Poaceae.
AUGCCUGCCGCAGCCUGGGGCGCGCCUCCUGCUGGCACUAGUCUUGUCCGGGCACUGCUCCACUGCCUGGACGCGCACCACCGCGGGCUGAAGCACCGCCGGAAAAAGCACGAGAUCCCCUUCCCCGAUCAAGACGGUGGUGAUGGAAAUCCACCGCAAGCCUACGCGCGCGCUCGGACAUGUCCGCUCACGUCUACUCUGCGUCGACGCCGCCGGUCUCCGACACUAUCGCCCGACUACAUCAUCGGCCAGCUACGAUCAGCUGGAGCAGCAAGCACUGUUCGCGCGCUGGUUGGGCAGCUCACUCCGCCGCUCUACCGCUCUGUGCCUGAGCAGCAAGCAUCGCACACGAUGACGGGGAUCUGCUGCUUGUGCUGCUAUGCCAUCCACCGUGAUAGAGAGGGAGAGCAGGAAGUAGAUAGCAGAGAAAAUAGAGUACGACUGCUUGCUGCUUGUGCCGCUAGGCAGUGUAGGAAGAUGGAAAUGCCCAGCUUCAAUGAUGUUUUUGGGAGCAAUGUGGACAGCGCUGAGGUUGAUUUUGAUGUGUCUUAUUUUGGUAUCUCACCUCAAGGAUAA